UGUCACACCAGCACCGGCAACUCACUCCUCACUCUUGAGUAAAAACAGCAAGUUAGCCUGAGCGGCGCACACACAGGACCUGUGUUUCCUGGAUUUUAAUUUUGUAUUAUUUUUCAGUGCAUUAUGGAAGAACGACAACAACUUUUUCUGGAGCGGUGGAAUACUAAAUUACCGAAGCUCUGAGGAGUUUCUGAAAAGUUCCAUGAGGAGUUUCUCUGAGGACCUCAGGUCUGAGGGUCCAUGUGGAGCCAAUGAAAAUGGCCUUGACUGACAGAGCUAAACUGCUCAGCGUCCUAGCAAUCCUGCUGCACGUAGCCUGGUGUCAGAAGAGCCUGGAAAAGGACAGCUCUCCUUUGAGGUUCACCCAUCACUUGUAUAAUGCCACCAUUAACGAAAACUCUGCCCCCAGGACCUACGUGGAGAGCCCCAUUCGAAUGGGCAUUGUAAUUUCUGAUCCUUUCUGGGACAUCAAGUACAGAGUUGUCGCUGGCGAUGAUGAUGGCCUUUUCAAAGCAGAGGAGGUAGCCGUGGGGGAUUUUAGCUUCCUGAGGAUAAAAACCGGCAGCGGUAACUCGCUCUCCCCUGUCAUGCUCAACCGAGAGGUUCGGGAUUCUUACACUCUGACAGUUGAAGCAACAGAGAGCACCUACGAAUACCAGGCCAGAACAAAGGUAUCGAUCCAAGUGCUUGAUACCAAUGACCUGAAACCGCUCUUCUACCCUGCCUCUUACAAUGUGGUAAUCAGGGAGGACACUCCAGUGAAAUCAAGUGUGGCGAGAGUGAGCGCAACGGACGCUGAUAUUGGCAGCAAUGCCGAGUUCUAUUACUCCUUUACCACCAGAUCACCUCCAUUUGCGGUUGAUCCUUUCACGGGCACGGUCACGCUUGUCAGAAAGCUGAACGCAACUCAGAGAGACAGGUAUGACCUCACCAUUUUGGCAGAGGACAGAACCAAGAAAAUCUCUGGAGUUCAGAAGUUUGGAAAUGUUGCCACGGUUGUUGUAAACGUUGAAAAGGUCACCGAAACUUUUACUCUCAUCGCACCCAACGUGGUAGAGGCUUCUCAAACGAACACAGAUAGAAUAAGCGUGAAUGUCAAGAUCGAGCCUCAGGCAAAGGCACGAGCGGCCUCUCUGAGUAUAGUUGCAGGGGAUGCAGAGAAGGGUUUUGAAAUUAUUCCAUCUGCUUUGCAGGGCAGUGACUUUCAAGUGGUCUCAACAAAAUGGAUUAAAUGGCCACAAAACCCAUUUGGAUUAAAUAUCUCCCUUCAAGCAAAAGACAGAAGUAACCCUCCAUUGCUAACACCAGUUGAGAACAUCCACAUUCCUGCUCCACAAUUUACAUCAUUGGCAUUUGAGCUGCAAGUCUAUCACGUCACCCUAAGUGAAUACUCUCCUCCAAAAACCCAUGUACUAAAAGUAACUGUACACCCUAGUUCAUCAAAUGUCACAUACCAUAUUAAAGAUAGUGCAGAUAGUCAUACAUUUAAAAUGAACACAAAAACAGGCAUUAUUGUCACUACUGGAAAUUUUGACUUUGAAAAGAAAUCACAUUAUGAGUUUGAUGUCCAGGCAAAUCAUGGCGAAGCUGAAGCUCAUGUUGUAGUGGACAUAACUGAUGAAAAUGACAAUGCUCCUAGAUUUAUCUCCUCCUCGUACCAGGCCACUCUUCCAGAAAAUGUUCCUAUAGGAACUAGCAUCCUAUCUGUCUCUGCUAUUGAUGUGGACAGGGGUAACAACGGCUUUGUGACCUAUGCCAUUGCAAACACAGUCCCAUUGCCCUUUGUUAUAGACCCACUGACUGGGGUCAUUUCUACCUCAGAAGAAUUUGAUUAUGAGUUAAUGAAGAGGUGGUACCAUCUAAGGAUCUGGGCUUCUGAUAGUGGCAGUCCUUUUAGCCGUGUGAGCGAAUGUGCUGUGACCAUCACUAUGGACAAUGUAAAUGACAAUGUUCCUCUUUUUGAGAGGGUUUCAUGCAAUGUUACCAUACCUCGAAACUUCACAGUUAAACAGAGCAUUGCAGAGAUGACUGCAGUUGACUUGGAUGAGAUGGAUCAAAUCCAUUACGGAAUCGAGUCUGGAAAUGAGGAUAAACUGUUUGCAAUUGACCCUAUCUCUGGAAUUAUCACACUAGCAGAGCCCAUCCCCAAAGAUAUUUCGGAGACAGAAAAUCCUCCAUUUACCCUAAAAAUAACAGCAACAGAUGGCAAAUAUAGCGCUGAUCCCACUACUGUCACUGUGUAUGUCACAGGCAACGGCAAGGAAGCCACCACACACUGCCAAGAAACCGGAGUGUUCCGGCAGCUGACUGAGAAGCUUAUUGAAUCAAUCAAGCCUGUGCUCUCUGCCCAAGAGGAAGAGUCCUUCUCUGAUGUCCAUAUAAUCAAUCGUCACUCUCCUAAGUUUGCUCUUGGCAUUCCGAGCUCCAUUGAUGUCAGGGAAGACUUUGCUCUAAAUACAUCUAUACUACAAUUUAAAGCCACUGAUAAUGACAGUGGCUUUAAUGGAAGGCUUGUUUAUGCGCUUUCAAGUGGGAAUGAGGAUGGAUGUUUCUCAGUUGAUAUGAACACAGGAGAAUUACAGAUUAUCUGCACAUUAGACAGAGAAACAAAAGAAUUCUAUAUCCUGAACAUAACAGCCUACGACUUGGGAUCUCCUCAGAUUUCCGCAUGGAAACUUCUUGCUGUCAAUAUCCUGGACAUAAAUGACAAUCCGCCAUUAUUUUCUCAACCAAGAUAUGUCUUAAACAUUCCUGAAAACACAGAGGUCGACACAAGUAUCUUCAAAGUACACGCACUGGAUCCUGACCUUGAUGACAAUGGAGAAAUCAGAUUUUCCUUGUUAACAUUUACUGACUUUUUCAAAGUGGACAAAAGCUCUGGGGAUGUGAGGGUGAUAGGGCCUUUGGACAGAGAGACCUUUCCCCGGUACGACUUAAAGAUUGAAGCCAGGGAUCAGGCGAAAGAAGACCCUCAGCUUAUCUCAAUGGCAGAGCUUGUGGUGGUCUUAGAAGAUAUCAAUGAUAAUCCUCCUAAAUUCGUACCCAAAUUCUACAGGAUUAAGGUGCCUGAAGAUGCGCCUCAAGGCACAGUGCUGUUGUGGGUUGAAAGCCAUGACUUAGAUUUAGGAAGUGGAGGCCUCAUAAGCUAUAAUCUAGAGUCUGGCACCUUUUCACUGGACACAGCCACAGGUUUACUCACUCUUGAGAAGGAACUGGACUUUGAAAGAAAGAGGUUUUAUAACCUAACUAUUCGCGCUGUGGACCAUGGCCACCCCAGGUCCUUGUCGUCCUCAUGUUUCGUAGAGGUUGAAGUGUUGGACGUCAAUGAAAAUUUGAAUAAGCCGGUUUUCAGAACAUUUGUGCAGAGCGCUCCAGUUAUGGAGGAUGCCAAAAUAGGCACUUCAGUCCUAACCCUGACAGCAGUGGAUAAAGAUCUAGGGAGAGACGGAGUUGUCAGAUACCAUAUUCAUGAUGGGACAGGACUUGGAGUCUUUGUUAUUGAUGAAGAAACAGGUUUGAUUCGGACAGCAGAUACUUUGGAUAGAGAGGUUGUACCGCACUACUGGUUGACAGUUUAUGCCACCGAUCUCGGAACUAUUCCCCUGAUGUCCUGGACCGAAGUGUACAUUGAGGUUCUGGAUAUCAACGACAAUCCUCCUGAGCCGUCCCAACCCGUCUACUUUGCAUCAGUCCAUGAAAAUGUGGCCAAGGACAAAUCUGUGUUAAAAGUUUCUGCAACAGACGUGGACAAGUCUUCCGAGGGGAAGCUGACCUUCCAGAUCCCAGAUUCUCAGCGUACAUAUUUUAAUAUCGACUCCAAGACAGGUGUGAUCAGCACUGUGACUGAGCUAGACCGGGAACAAAAACCAGAGCACAUUAUUGAGGUGAUUGUAUCUGAUAAUGGCGCUCCCCCUCUGCGCUCCACUGCCACGGUGGUCAUUAAGGUGCUGGACGAGAACGAUAACAGUCCUCAGUUUAUUCACAAGCUCCUCCAGGUCAAGCUGCCCGAGCGCCAGAGCACAGCCCUGCCCCAGCAGGUCUAUAGGAUGGUUGCUCGCGACGAUGAUGAAGGACCCAACGGAAUGAUCACCUACAGCCUAGAGAACAGCAUGGAGGGCCUGUUUGAUAUCGACCCUCUAACAGGGGUGGUGACCGCUAGGGGGGAGUUUCAGCGAGGCAACUACAGCAUUCUUACGAUAAAAGCCAUAGACCAUGGAAGUCCUGCCAGAAUGUCCAAGUCGCGUCUGGACGUGGAAUGGCUGCCGCAGCCAGAGCCAAGCUCUGAGCCACUGGCCUUCGAUGAGGCCCACUAUACCUUCGCAGUCAUGGAGACCGACCCAGUUGCAGACAUUGUUGGGCUCAUCAGCACAGAGAUCAUUCCCAGCACCCUCUGGUUCGACAUCAUAGGUGGCGAUGAGGACCAGGACUUUUACAUCGAGAAGAACUUGGGGAGUAUUGUGAUAGCCAGGCGUCUGGAUGCAGCCAAAAGAUCCAAUUACAACCUCACCAUCAGCGUCACAGAUGGCUCGCAGACCAUUACUACUCAGGCAUACAUCCGAGUCCUGGACAUGAAUGAGCAUCGACCCAUGUUUCUGAAGAGUCAGUAUGAAGUGAGAGUUCCAGAGGACACAGCUCCAUGGAAGGAGAUUCUGCAGAUCAGUGCCCAGGACGCAGAUGCCAACAGCAGACUGGUCUACGCCAUCCACAGUACCCUCCAUCCAGACAGCCUCAAGCAUUUCCAUCUGGACCCUAAGAGCGGCGUCCUUGUACUGACUGAGGAGCUGGACUAUGAGACCAUCUCCACACACACUCUUAUUGUGAUGGUUCGUGAUCAGGAGAUCCCAGUGAAGAAGAACUUUGUGAAAGCUGUGGUGCAUGUGGAGGACUGUAACGACUACACACCAACCUUUAUGAGCACUCAUUAUGAGGGAACCAUCAGCAACCUGGCUCCAGCUGGUACUGAAGUGCUUCAGGUCAAAGCUUUGGACAAGGAUACAGGCAGCAACUCUGAGAUUGUCUACUCCAUUCACGCAGAAGGGAAUGCAAACGGAGCUUUUGACAUUGAUCAAGAGACGGGAAGAAUCCAUGUGGCUAAGUCUUUGGAUAAACUCGCUCAGGAACAGUACCAUCUUACAGUAAAAGCCACUGACCAGGGCUUCCCCCAGCGCAGUGACUUCUGCCCAGUCAACAUUCGUGUAAAGCUGUCAGAGCGCACAGCACCCAGGUUCAGCCAGAAUGAGUACUUCACUGAAAUAAGCGAGGCCAGUCCUCCAGGCUCUCCAGUGUUCUCUGUUUCAGCUGGCUGUCCAUCUGCUGUGAAUUACAGGAUCAAAGAUGGAAACCCUAAUGGAACUUUCCACAUCAAUUUCAACUCUGGGCUGAUAUCUGUCCAAAAAGCCCUCAAUUUUGAAGAGUGCCUCUCUUACCGCCUGCAAAUAACAGCCAUGAAUACAGCUGGGGUCUCGUCAGAUGCUGUUGUUUAUGUGUAUGUCGUAGACGAAAAUGACAACGCCCCUGUGUUCCUUCAGGACAGCUACUAUGGUCAGAUCAGCGAAUCUGCACCUAUAAACAGCAUGGUAAUGGGAGAGAACAACACUCCACUGGUGAUCAAGGCCUCGGAUGCCGACAAGGACUCCAACGCUCUGCUAAUCUUUCAAAUCCAAGAGCCUGAGGCGAUGAAAAUGUUCAAAAUAGACCCGAGCAUGGGAACUAUCUCUCUUAUAUCUAUGCUUGACUUCGAGACAUCGCCUGAGUUCAUAUUUAGUGUUCAAGUGCGGGACUCUGGGGAACCCUUUUUGAGCUCUGCCAAACCUUGCAAAGUCACCAUUCGUGUGCUAGAUUUGAAUGAUUGUCCACCUAAAUUUACUCUACCUGUGUAUACAGCGUCCCUCACGUUGCCUGUUUUCAAAGACAUGAAAGUCAUCCAAGUCACAGCUUUGGAUGCAGAUUCACCAGUUUCAUACAGUAUUGCAGAGAGCAGUCUGAAAAAUGCAUUUAAAAUACAUGAAUCAAAUGGAGAAAUUUUGGUGAAUGAUGUACAUGAUUUCCAGACUUAUUAUGAAUUCAAAGUUGUAGCUUCAGACGGUUUAUACAAAGACACUGCUUUAGUGAAAGUUAAUAUUACAAAUGCCAAAAUGACAACCCUGAAGUUUGAAGAAAGGAUGCAUUUAGGCACCGUAUUGGAAAACACCACAUCUAUAAAAACCUUAACUGUACUCAGAGCCACUGGUAGCUACCUCAAUGAACCGCUGAUCUACACUGUUCUGAACUCAGGAGAUAUGUUUUCAGUGGUGCAGUCAUCAGGAGUAGUGCAGACCACUGGUGUUCCCUUUGACCGCGAGGAACAGGAUGAAUAUGAUGUGGCCGUGGAAGUCAGAGACAUGAGAAUUCCACCACGCAUAGCCAUCACUCAUGUCAAGGUCUACAUAGAUGAUAUCAAUGACAAUGCACCCAUCAUCUCAAACCUUCCCCAUACGCUGAUGAUAUCUGAGGAGACUGAACCAGGAGAUGUUCUCUUCCAAGUGCUGGCGACUGAUGAUGACACUGGUGAGAAUGGAUCUGUAAUAUUCACGCUGGAGGACGAUUUUACUCUCUUCAGGAUUGAUCCCUAUCUUGGGGAUGUGUCCCUUCAACGACCCCUAGACUUUGAGUCGCUGAAUAAGUAUGUGCUUAUCGUGAGAGCUUCAGAUGAGGGUGAGCCAAGUCUGGCAACUCUGGGAGAGCUAUACGUCCAAGUGCAGAACCGUUCACACCCUAUAUUUCAAAGUCUGUAUUACCCCUUGAAACUACCUGAAAACAUCACUCCCUUCACCACCAUCCUGCAUGUGCAAGCAAGGAACCCAGAGGGAUAUCGCCUUAUCUACAAUCUGGCAGAAGAAAAUGCCACAAAGUACUUUCACAUCGACUUUAAAACAGGAAUGCUGAGCGUCACUAACUCUCUAGACUACGAGACUCAAGCAAAGCACAUACUGACUGUUCGGGCCACUGAUUCUGUGACUGGCACUUUUACGGAGGCCAAAGUAGAGAUAGAUGUAGAAGACGUCAACGAUAAUGCUCCUGUGUUUGACAAUCUUACUUACACCGCAGAAGUGUUAGAAGGUCUUCCAUCAGGCACAUCUGUACUACAGGUAUCAGCCUUUGAUCUGGAUUCUGGGAGAAAUAAAGAUUUAACCUACGAAAUAGUCACAGACACAGGGAAGAAUGAAACUGAAUUUUUUAAGAUGGAUCCAUUAAGUGGGUUUGUAGUAACAUCUCAGAUCCUGGACUAUGAGGCUACAGAACAAUUCCAUCUGAAAAUCAGAGUCACAGAUAAUGGUAUACCAUCUCUGAGCAGUGAAGCCUACAUUAUUGUGAAUGUUACUGAUAUCAACGACAACCCUCCAAGUUUAAGCGAGUCCCACUAUCGAGCAUCUCUGGAUGAAAUGGCCACUUGCGGUCAUAUAGUCAUCAAAAUCCAGGCCUCAGAUCCAGAUAGCAAGGACAAUCUGCAGUACAAAAUUCUUUCUGGGAAUGAAGGGAGGUACUUUGCUAUCAAUGAAUCCUCAGGCCUUAUCUCAUUCUCCAAUGUCUGCAAGAGAAAUCUGGAUCCGUUUUACAACCUGACAGUGGCUGUUUCUGAUGGCGUGUUCCAGAAAACUGCUCCGGUAAACAUUGACAUGACCAGCAGCAAUAGGCAUAACCCUUAUUUUAACCAGGAUAUUUAUGAAGCCGAACUGGCAGAGAACGCAGAGCCUGGAACACGUGUAAUACGCCUAGCUGCGAUUGAUCCUGACGAUGGACCCUACGGAAGCGUAGACUACACCAUUAUCAACAAGCUUGCGGAUGAAAAAUUCUCCAUUGACAAUGAAGGACAAAUCGUGACAUCUCAGCCUCUGGACCGAGAAAACUCGUCACAGAGAGUGAUUGCCAUUAAAGUCAUGGCUAAGGAUGGUGGUGGGAGAGUAGCCUUUUGCACUGUGAAGAUCAUUCUUACAGAUGAGAAUGACAAUGCCCCUCAGUUCAUAGCUUCUCAAUACCACGUCUCGAUCCAGUCCACAAUCAAUAAAGGUUCACCAGUUAUUCAGAUAAUGGCUUACGAUGCUGAUGACGGCAAGAAUGCGGAUGUCACCUACGCAGUCGAUGAAGCUGAGGAAGUGACAGAGGAAGUCAUUGAGAUUAAUCCCUUUACUGGCGAGGUCAGUGUCAAAGAGAGCCUGGUCGGAAUGGAGAACAAGAUCUUUAAUUUUAAAGUCCAGGCUCGAGAUGGAGGCAUUCCAUAUCGUAAUUCCACAGUGCCCGUCCAGGUUAAAGUAGUCCCACCAGAGGUGCCCUUGCCGAGAUUUACUGAACCACUAUACACAUUCUCAGCCUCCGAGGACCUUCCUAUUGGCUAUGAGGUAGGCACAAUAAAAGCUGAUGCGGACAUGCCACUAAUAUACAGCUUAGUAGAUGGCAACACUGUGGAAAGCAACAGAGAACAAGUCUUUGCUGUUGAUAAAGAAAGUGGCACCCUCGUGGUACAAAAGAAUAUCGACUACGAGAAGACCAAGUGGUAUCAGAUCGACGUUCUUGCUCAAGGCAAUUACAACGGCACAGACGUAGCUUCUCUAGUGUCAGUUAGCAUCCAAGUUCAGGACGUGAAUGACAACGAACCCAUGUUUGAGGCAGACCCGUAUGAGGCCGUACUGGCAGAAAACAUGCCUUCUGGCACUACAGUCAUCCAAGUGACAGCUAAUGACCCAGACAAGGAUGCUAAUGGACAGGUGACAUACAGUCUGCUGUCAGAGAUGGAUGACGUGAGUGACAUCUUCACCAUUGACCCACAGACCGGCUGGAUCACCACGCUGAAGGAGACGGAUUGCGAACGCAAACAGUUGUACAGGUUCUAUGUAGUGGCUGCUGAUCAUGGGGGCAGCGCUGUGCUUUCUUCUUCGGCUCUUGUGGAAGUGACAGUCAGCGAUGAAAAUGACAACCCACCCCAGUUCACAGAGGAACUUUAUCAAGGGUCCAUCAUCGAGAACAACAGGCCUGAGGAGGCCAUAGUCACUCUGACAACUAUCGAUAAAGACAUGUCUUCAGACAACCGACAGGUCACAUGCUAUAUAACAGAUGGUGACCCACUGGGCCAGUUCUCGGUCAUCGCAGUAGGAGACGAAUGGAGAGUUACGGCCAGAGGUUCACUUGACAGGGAAGCCAAAGACAAACACAUCCUCAGAAUAAUUGCCACAGAUGGGAAAUUUCAAACAGCUGCCACAGUGGAGGUCCACGUUCUUGACAUCAAUGACAACAGUCCACUGUGUGAGCAGUUGCUGUACACUGAAGCAGUCAUGGAGAAUUCCCCAUCAGGACUGUUUAUUCUGAAGGUGUCUGCCUCUGACCCAGACAUUGGCACGAACGGGCAAGUCUCUUUCACCCUUCAUGGACCAAAUGCAGACAAGUUUCAUCUUGACCCCAAAACUGGGGAGCUUUUCACCCUCGCCGUAUUGGACCGGGAGAAAGAAACAGAAUAUGACCUGGUCGUAAAGGCGACUGACGGUGGUGGACGCUCCUGUCAGGCAGACAUCGUGCUAAUGGUCCAGGAUAUGAACGACAAUGCUCCACAGUUCUCAACCAACCACUAUGAGGUCACUGUGUUCGACAAUACCACAGUUAGAACACCCAUCGCCGUCAUCUAUGCCAAAGACCCAGAUACAGGCAUAAACUCAGAGGUGAGGUACUCUCUCCAGGGAGCCUACAGCGGCUUCUUCUCUCUGGACGAGAUUUCGGGCAUCCUGCGUCUGGAGCGUUCUCUGGCUGAUGAGGCUCAGUCCACCUUUGAGCUGCGAGUCAAAGCCACAGACAGGGGUCUUCCUCGCCACCACUCCUCAUUAGCCAUGGUCACAGUGAACGUCGUCGACCUGAGCGACUACCAGCCCGUGUUCCUGACCUCCGAGUACACAGCCCAGCUCCCAGAGUCCUCGCCAGUAGGGACAGAGGUGCUCAGCGUGUCCGCCCUCACCAGAGACGGCACUGGCAGUGAGCCUGUCCGAUACUCCAUCGUAGCUGGAAACGAGGACGGGAGGUUCAUGAUUCAUCCAGAGACAGGUGUGCUGUGGGUGAACGCUGCGCUGGACUUUGAGCUGUGCCGCGAGUAUUACCUGUCAGUGGAGGGAGCGAGAGGCAAGGCGUCACUGACUGACAUCGCCAUGGUUAUAAUCAACAUCACCGACAUCAACGACAACCCUCCGGUCUUUAGCCGUGGAGACUACAGCACCGAAAUCGCAGAGGAUCUCUCUGCAGGAGACACAGUGAUGCAGGUGACAGCUGUCGACCUUGAUGGGCCUCCAAACAACCUCAUCCACUACUCCAUCGUGAGUGGCGACCCACAGCAGCAGUUCAGCAUCGAUCCUCGCACUGGUCACAUCAAAGUGCGCUCUGCACUGGACAGGGAAGAGGUAACACACUACUCGCUAACCAUUCAGGCGGCCGACGAGGGACAUCCUCCUCUAUCCUCUGCCGUUCAGGUGACAGUGAUGGUGUCUGAUGUCAACGACAAUCCACCAGCCUUCUCCCAGACCACCCACAGCCUUGUUCUACAGGAAGGAGAGGCUGUGGGCAGCAGCAUUCUGCAGCUGCUGGUCAGCGACAGGGACACGCCGCAGAACGGGCCUCCUUUUUCAUACCACAUCGUAUCAGGAAAUGAGGGUAGACACUUUCAGGUGGACCAGGGGGGACUCCUGUCUCUCUCAUCAGCACUGGGGAAGAGAGGAAAGCUUCAGCAUGUGCUCAAAAUUCAGGUCACCGACAGUGGCCACCCCCCACUCUCCUCCAUCUGUGUGGUCAAAAUCAAUGUUACGGAGGAGAGCAAGUACCCUCCCACUGUGGCUCCCCUGGAGGUCUUCAUAACCAUCACUGAGGAGAGUUUGAGCAGGCGGGUAAUCGGCAAGCUCCACGCCUCUGACCAGGACCCACAGGACAUCCUGUCCUACAAGCUGGAGUCCCCGCAUGUAGGACUGUUCUCUGUGGACUCUGUAGAUGGGAAGAUCGUGGCGGAGAAGGCGCUGCAGGCUGGCUUCUACUCCCUCAAUGUGAGCGUGUCUGACGGCAAGUUCAGCGUGUGGGCCUGGGUCGGGGUGCACGUGUGGGCCGCCUCCCAGCAGGCCCUGGACCAGGGCUUCACCUUGAGAUUGGCUGGCCUGUCUGCUGAGGAGUUUGUGGCCGACCACUGGAGGAGCCUUCAGCGCAGCCUGGGCACUGAGCUCAACAUCCCCAGGCAAGAGCUGCACAUCGCCAGCCUGCAGCAGGAGCCUGACUCUGUAAACUUGGAGGUGCUUCUGGUCCGGCGGUCUCACGAAGGUUCGGUUCGACCCGUGGAUGCUCAGAGAUUGACUGGAGCACUGACUGAAGUGGAGAACACUCUGGGCCUGAGCGUGCUGAGGGUGAGGCACGGUGGCUGUGUGCGGUCCGGCUGCCACGAGCAAAGCUGCAGGAGCUCUGUGCUGAUGAGUGAGGAGAGAGUGAACCACUACAGCACGGCACGGGCCAGCUUCAUCACACCCCGCCACAGCUGGGAGAGCGUCUGCUCCUGUAACGAAUCGGCUGUGAGAUUUGAUGGGCACGGUUAUCUGAAGUAUCUUUAUCAGAUGGAGGAGGAAAAACAGAACUUCCACCUGUCUCUGCGAAUCAAGACAUCUAAUGCUGAAGGCACAGUGAUGACUGUCAACGCCUCAGACUGGGGAAUAUUACAGGUGUUUAACCGGGAGAUCCUCUUCCGUUAUGGCUGUGGAAACGUCCUCCCUGGAAGCCUGCACCUGAAAGACCACCCGGUAGCCGAUGACCGCUGGCACUACGUCUCUCUGGAGGUCAAUGGAACUACCCUCAGACUUACUGUUGAUGGCACCCAUACCAACUCUGUGAUCUUGCCGGAACCAUGCAGGCUGUCUCAGAGCCGCGGGGCCCUGCUGCUCGCCACCCCCAACACAGAAGCCCGUUCACCAGGUUUCAAAGGCUGUCUGGACAGUCUGGAGUUUAACGGCCAAUCAUUGAGGAAUAAGGAAAUCACCACAAGCCUGGGCUCGCAGAGGAACCGGCUGUUCGGCAUGUACAACUGCUGCAGAGAGGACGGAUGUGCUGAUAACCCUUGUGAGAACGGAGGGACAUGUACGCAAAACUUAAACGGAGAGUUGCAGUGCAGCUGCCCGCCCCACUUCUUUGGCUGGCGCUGCGAGCUGGACAACAACCCCUGCGUAUCUCAGCCGUGCGCCCCCGGCAGCCUGUGUGUGCCAAAACCGCAAGGCUACAUGUGCCACUGCCCUGAACAAAUGACUGGAAGCAGUUGUCACACCCCGAUCGAUGCCUGUUCUCCAAACCCCUGUCCCAGCGGAUUUGGUUGUAAAAUGGUUGAGCGCUCGAUCCACUGUGACCCACUGCCUCAGCUCUCGAGAGGAAUUGGAUAUAUAGAGAUCGCUGAGAUCUGUGCGGGGGUGAUGGCGCUGGUGUUUCUGGUCGCUGGUUUCGUGUUUGCCCGAAAGUGUUACAUCAGCUACAAGAAGCACAAGCCAAGCUGCGUGCAAGACUCCAACGGCUACUUCCCGACGGGUUUGACCAAGAGCAUGAUGCGUGAUGGAGGAGACUCCCCGCCCAUGGAGAUGAGCACCCUGAUCGGCUCAGGGAACGACCACAGCCCCUUCCGCUCCCUGAAGCCCCGCGAGCAAAGGGAGCUGGCUCAGGCCGGCUCACGGCCUCAGAAGGCUCAGGGCCCUGUGGUUUGCAGUGUGGCCCCGAACCUUCCCCCUCCACCCUCCACCAGCUCUGAUAAUGACUCCAUCAUGAAGCACAACUGGGAGCCAAGCUAUGAAGUUUACCCUGCUGAUCCAGACUAUUUUGGGCGUCCAGUUGUUCCAGCUGUGCAGGAGUUCCCUCAGUUCGACAUCGUAGAGAGCACCUACCCAACAAUGUCGUCCACAGACUCUCGGCGAAACUCUCGAUUUGGGGGCUUCCCGUUCCCUCUGGAGCGCAGUGACCGACGUGCACCGCUGCCCCCUUGCUACAGCAACCAGAACCUGGAUGACUUUCUGGGACCGGAUGGUCUGCCCCUGCCCAGCUCACAGUGUCCGAAUGAGUACACAGCCAUCAGCUACUACCCCACCCAGCAUGCACGCAGCAUGGACAACGUAUCCACGGGCUACAAGCGGCUCAGCGUUCGCCUGAGUGUGGCCCAGCCUUCGUACGCAGACUGCAGCACUUCCCGUCACACGUCGCCGUCCAGGCGCCCGCGCAGCCGCGCAGACUCGGACAUGAUGGAGAGUGACUAUGGCAGCUGUGAGGAGGUCAUGUUCUAGUGUAAUGUUGGAACUGCAGGUUUAAAACCUCUUUAAACUCCAGGAUUAUUAUUCAACUAUGGCUGUGUUCACCCAGGGCUGCUUUUCAAGGCCCUUUCCUACAGAGGGGCCUUGUCACAUUGAAAAAUUGAGAGAAGGACUUCAAAAUAUGCUUACAUUGAUGGAGAACUGCCCCUUGUACUCCUUAUAUUAUCUAUCGUUCCGUAGAAUCGAGUGUCCAUUCAAGUAGUCACCAUUCACCAUUUAGCCUAGUGGAGAGAGCUCAUCCGUUAAAGUGGUUACCGGUUUAGGCCAUUUUUGUCUGGUUCCUCAGUGUUAAAUGGUCUUUUCAGCAUUUCUAUUUUGUGAUUAAUGUGAUGGUGGUACAAAUCAUCCCAAAGCCACUUUACCCAAGCUAAUAGUGAUAAUAAUAAUGUGCUAAUAAAGCCCUGCCCAUAACUGCCAUGAAUAAACCAGCAACACUGGUAUAUACAUUUUGUAGUUGUAGUAGAAGAGUAAGGAUUAAAACCUGGACCCCUAGACAGGUCUCUGGGAUUUAAGGGGAUAAGGAGAAGAAGAAUGUGAGUCAUGAACUUCAGGGUUCUUCAUGGAACAGUAUUACUUUUGUAGUUUUGUCGGCACAGAGUCGCCCGCCUCAAACACGAUCCACCGUCCAUCACACAGAGAAGCAUAUGAAGAAAGGUGUUAACUAGUGUUCUUCUGCCCUGCUGUUUGAGAAGAUAACUCCUAAGCACAGCUGCACAGUUCCCAUUAUAAGUCGUCUUCAUGUGCUGAUUCGUAGUGUUUGUUGCAUGACUUUCUAAAGAAGUCUGAAAUGUGGUUAUAAGUGACAUCUUGCUGCAGUUUUAGGCUGCAGGUUUUUCUCCUGUGUGUUGUUUUUUAGUUUCCCUGAGAAGCAGCUGAACAGCACCAUAAUAAUAUGUGCAGAUUUUGAAGAUGUGGAACCAGAAUAACUGUUGUGGCACAUCUUGAAAAUAUGAAAUUGGAGGCACUGUGGGAAGCUAACUGAAGCUUGUUUUUCUUCAAGUCCCAUUUGUGCUUGCUGCAACAAGCAGAAGAGAAAAGUCUGAAUAGAUGCAAAAAGAGUGAAAGAAAAGGAAAGGUGUUUAAAUGAAUUUAAUCAGAACAUUUCAUGAUGACUGGACCAACAGAAAUGGUUAUGAAUAAGACUAAAGUUAAGAAUGUUUGGUUUACUAUUUUAUUUGCAAUUCCAACAGUGAUAAAUACCGCACACCAGCUAGGAGUAAUAUUCAGGUUCCAGCUGUGCCAGAUGCCGUCCAUAACAGGCUGCCCCUAUAUAAAAAGCUGGUUUAUUAGUAGACUAUUUAUUUGCUUGGUCAGGCAGUCAGUGUUCUCCUCCAAGUGUGUUGAAGCACUUUUAAGCACAAUCCUGUUUGGCUUGUUCAUUGAAACCAAGCCGUGUUCAGCUUCACGUAUGUCAAAGCAACUGUGUGUUAGUUUUUUUUUGGUGAUACAGUUGUGUAGAAAGAGAAGAAACCAGCCAAUGUUAAAUUGCAAGGUGAGUCCAUAUACUAGAAACAUAACAGAUGCAAGUUAUUUAGAUGAAUAAAUAGAAUAAAUAAGCCGAGGCUGGUCCUUUGCUGUUCCAAUAUAUUGUUGAAAUAUAGUAGAAAUAUAAAUAUAGUCUAUAUCGAAAAUAGAUUCAAAGUAUUGAGUCUUUCACUGACAGGUCUUGUUAAACAGAUAUAUUUUCACCAGCAUGUAAAGUAUUGGGGAUGCAGUGCAUUGUGAAUAGUAAUGAGUUAGAUGCAGUAUUUUUGGAAUGUGAACUCGUGCACUAAUGUUGUAAAUGUGUGAAAAGUCUGAUGAUCAAAGCCAAUUGAAUUUGAAUACAUUAAAGUGAUUAAAAAUAACAAAAUAUGGCAAACCAUUUUAACCUAAAAUACCACCAACAAUACAAGCUGUAGCUUGAUUGAUGCUCAAUCUCCAAAUUGUGAUAAUGCAAUUUUUAUUUUAUUCUUAAGAAUUUAACAUUGAUUAAAACUGUACAAUUUACUUGUAAAAAGUACAAUACAAUUGUUCUUUUUACUAAAGUUGUUACUUCAGAUAGUUAGACUAUAAUUUUGACUAUUUAUACUAUUUAUAAUUACAGUGGAAAUAUCUGGAACAACAUUUAAACAACAAAAUUAAUGAUGGAUAAGAGAGAGUUCGAUAUCAUGCAAAUCAAUAGUAACAUAUGUCAUUCUAAAUUACAUUGCCAUGAUGAGUCAAAAAGUCUUAUAUUAUUACUGUUGAUAACUGAAAUAAAUGCUUUUACUAGGGUAAAAUGGUUUGCCAUGAAAACAGUCAAACAAACAUGAUGCAAUCUUGCCAACUAAACAAUAAAAAAGGCAUUGUACAAAUAAAAAAGGUAAUAGAAUGUGUAUUAGCUUUUGUUCCCCUCCUCCAUACAUUAUUUUAAAAAUGAACUGUUUGUCAGUUUUGCUUAAACUACAUGUUUAUGGUCUUAUCCUUAGUAACGACUUGUUUACAGUUGAAAUGUGAUCCAUAGGGAGUUGCUCCACAGUUCAGAUGCUGGAUGGUCUUAUUACUGGCCUGUAGAGGUCAAAGUUCAUAGCUUAUAGCAUUGAGGUUGUAUAUAAUUAUUUUUAAAGCCAGAAAUACGAACACACACACGAAGCUACAUGCUCAGGGCUGAGCCAUUAAAACCAGUGCAUGUACUGCCCCCUCUCUUUUACUCGCCGAGUGCCAUGUCAUUGUGGUGGGUGGAGCUUAGUGUUUGGAGCAACACUCUCUAGGAAUCUUCUGGUGUUGUGUAUGGCAGCUGUUUGAAGUAUUUCCGGAGAUGACUGAUUCCACAGCUUCUCACAUCUCUGUCGUUACGGCCGGCCACACAAACUCUCGUUGUAUGUACAGUGAAUGCAGUGGUCCAGUGAGUUCAAGAGAGAAUGUACUUUUUUUGUUGUUGUUGUUGUUGUUUUAUUUUGUUUAUUUUUCUAUUUUUUACAUUCAAUGUGGGACAAAUCCCAUGUUUUAAAUCCCAUGUUCCUCUGUGAGAGAAUCCUUUCAAUUGUUUUGUUCUCAUCAUUGUUAAAUCUCAUGAAAAAAUAGUAUAUAAUAAAAAUAUGUGGUUAUUAAAUGUU
Messenger RNA from Astyanax mexicanus (Mexican tetra), 16402 nucleotides. It is a transcript of the gene fat2, whose product is annotated as FAT atypical cadherin 2. Gene Ontology annotation, cellular component: catenin complex; plasma membrane. NCBI's taxonomy places the organism in Eukaryota, Metazoa, Chordata, Actinopteri, Characiformes, Acestrorhamphidae. Gene Ontology annotation, molecular function: calcium ion binding; cadherin binding. The transcript has 25 exons. The coding region runs from base 252 to 13298 and encodes 4348 amino acids. Gene Ontology annotation, biological process: homophilic cell-cell adhesion. The record is from RefSeq and is a predicted model, not a curated record.